GUUGAAGUUCUGAAACACUGAGCAGCUUCUCAAAAACCCCAGUGUCUUUUGCUUACUGUUUAAGAAGUCUUGAGACCAUCAGAGCUAACAGAAAGAAAGGCAGGAAUUCAGAUUAACAAUGAGGAAAGCUGUUUUCAUCAACACCACUGCCAUCAUCAUCAUCAACACUUUAGCAGUUGUUUGCACAUGGAAAAAAGACAUUGUCUUUGACCUGGACAUGGCCCCUAAAUCUGUUGAUGACCAAUACAUGGGCUGCGGCAAUAAAAUGUACAACGAGGUUAAAAGCAAGAUCCUACAGGAAGAGUUUAAAAAAAAUGAGUUGUUUGAAAAAAUUUGGAACAAGCACAAUGUUACUGAUGAUUUUACGAGAAUAAUAAAGGUCUACACCGACCAUACUCCACUUUAUUCACAACUCAAUGAUGCUGUCGGCUCAGGAAGAAAAAAGUACCUUACUCAAUUUAACUACAAAGCCUUUCAUUUCUUGCUAACAUACGCCAUACAAACGUAUAAAGUACAGACAUGUGUUAAUGUUUUCCGCAGAACCAAGGCUAGUUUUAAGAGAAGUUUUUUUAGCAGUGUAAUGCGAUUUGGCAGGUUUACUUCAACUUCACUUAGAAAUAACAUGACUGACUUUGGCAAUAUUACCUGUUUUAAAAUUGGAACAUGCUACGGUGCAAACAUCUCCGCCAUUUCUGUGUACCCUAAUGAGGAAGAGGUGCUAAUCCCACCUUUUGAAAAAUUCAAAAUCACAAACACUGAAAACAACAAGAUGAACUGCGGUGUCCUUUACACUCUACAGAGCGCGGGAACUUGUAGCAAUAUGAACUGUGAGCUGUUUAAAAUGAAAUCAACGGUAAAGUGUUGAUAUCAAUGUGUUGAUGUUAUUAUAACACCACUGCUAACAUGACUGGAUAAUUUUAGACAUGAUGUAACGUGUUCUAAGCAUGUGUUGAUGUCAGUGAGAUACAUUUUGUUUUUACAUUAUAAAAUUGCAAAAUAAUAAUUACAUGAUUGUAAUUUCAACAAUUUUAUCUGAGCUUUUGCUUGAAGAGGAUCUAGCAAGGUUUUGUAGCACAGCACCAACUUAAUGUCUGAAAAAAAUGUUGAUGACUGUUUAUUAUUGGCAACAUGUAUAGACUGUUUGUAACCUGCUUUUCUCAUUAAAAGAAAUCUG
Molecule: messenger RNA, 1174 nt
Organism: Hemibagrus wyckioides
Lineage: Eukaryota; Metazoa; Chordata; Actinopteri; Siluriformes; Bagridae
Product: erythroblast NAD(P)(+)--arginine ADP-ribosyltransferase-like
Exons: 3
Coding region: 119-865 (248 amino acids)
Molecular function (GO): NAD+ poly-ADP-ribosyltransferase activity; NAD+-protein-arginine ADP-ribosyltransferase activity
Source: RefSeq, a predicted model, not a curated record